This is a messenger RNA of Anopheles bellator, 1575 nucleotides long. It is a transcript of the gene sca, whose product is annotated as protein scabrous. The transcript has 3 exons. NCBI's taxonomy places the organism in Eukaryota, Metazoa, Arthropoda, Insecta, Diptera, Culicidae. The coding region runs from base 1 to 1575 and encodes 524 amino acids. The record is from RefSeq and is a predicted model, not a curated record.
AUGGUGAAUUUAUUCGUGCACGCGAUCAUCUUCGUGGGGCUGGUGUCACGCUCGCACACAAGUGCCCUCAACAGUAGCCCCGGCGGUGGCAGCAUAAACAGGCCAGCCCCGGCCACGGUGGCCCCCGAGGGGGUGGCCCGGGCAAGCCAGGAGCUGGGCGAUGGCGAGAACCGGGCGGACAGUGAGCGCUUCGAGGCCCUGGCGGUCGACGAUCAGGUGCGGCUGCUGGCGAAGCAGCUGAACGCCCUGACGUACCAGCGGCGCGAGGACUACAAGAUGCUCGAGAACAGCCUCAAGAAGUACGUGCGGAAGAAUGCGGCCGAAAUUACCGACGCCCAGAUACGGGAGGAGCUGGACCAGCUGCGGGAGGACGUCAAUCUGCUGCGCGAGCACAGCUCACCGAGCAAGGAGCGGCUGACGGUGCAGUGGCUCUCGCAAUCGAUAGCCGAGAUCCGGACGGAGCUGGCGGAGCUGCAGGCUACGUUCGGCGGCGGCUCGAAGGACGCCCAGUUCCGCAACCAGCUGCUCGAGGACCUGAGCUCGCUGCGAACCGAGUUCGGCACGGCGAAGCUCGAACUGGAGGCGCUCCGGUCGCGCCAGGAGAAAACCGAGGUGCUCGUCCGCGAGCUACAGGAGGAGGCGGUCCAGAGUGCGGACGACAUCCGACGCAGUCUCAACCUCAAGCUGGAGGCGGACUCGAAAUCGGAUCGUAACGGCACGGCGGAGCGCCAUCUGUCGGAGCUGGAGCGCACGACCCGGUUGGUGGAGCAGCUGGAGUCGGUCGAGACGGAGUACGAGUCGAUUAUCAACAAGCUGCCGCGGGACUGCAGCCAGAUCGAGCGGCUGCGCGGGGCCGGCAGCGGGGUGGCGGAGCAGACCGGCGACGGGGGCCUGUACCUGAUAGCGCCGGCCGAGCAGCACCACCCGCUGAUGACGCAGUGCUUCGGCGAGUGGACCACGGUCCAGCGGCGCCAGGACGGCACGGUCGACUUCAACCGGUCGUGGGAGGAGUACGCCGGCGGGUUCGGGACGCCGGCGGGCGAGUUCUGGAUCGGCAACCAGGCGCUGCACCACCUGACGCAGGACAACUGCUCGCGGUUGCGCAUCGUCAUGCAGGACAUCUACGACCACACCUGGCACGCGGACUACGCCACGUUCCGGAUUGCGGGCCGCGAGGCCGGCUUCCGGCUCGAGCUGGGCGGCUACAGUGGCAACGCGUCCGACGCGUUCGAGUACCAGAACCGGAUGCAGUUCUCGGCCAUCGACGUCGACCGGGACAUCUCGAACACGCACUGCGCCGGCAACUACGAGGGCGGCUGGUGGUUCUCGCACUGCCAGCACGCCAACCUGAACGGCCGCUACAACCUCGGCCUCACCUGGUUCGACGCGUCCCGCAACGAGUGGAUCGCGGUCAAGUCGAGCCACAUGAUGAUUGCCCGUCGCGCGGACUGCGACCACCCGACCCACCCGUCGACCGAAGGGCCCACCGACGGGGCCGAAGGUCCACCACCGACGACCGGGCGGCCACUCGAUACGACGCCCAACGCCGUCGGCAGUCCAUCGGCACUAUCUUAA